Pseudopodoces humilis (Tibetan ground-tit) is the source of this 2339-nucleotide messenger RNA. RefSeq names its product retinol saturase (gene RETSAT). The record is from RefSeq and is a predicted model, not a curated record. NCBI's taxonomy places the organism in Eukaryota, Metazoa, Chordata, Aves, Passeriformes, Paridae. Gene Ontology annotation, molecular function: all-trans-retinol 13,14-reductase activity. Gene Ontology annotation, cellular component: endoplasmic reticulum membrane. Gene Ontology annotation, biological process: retinol metabolic process.
UGCCCCCGCCCCUGCCCGGAGUCCGUGUCCCCGCUGUCCUCCGUUCUGGCUCCGUGGGGCACAGCGGGACUCCCGGACGGCGCACCACCAUGUGGCUGCAGGCACUGUUCUUCCUCGUCCCCCUUCUCCUCCUCCUCCUCGUCCUGCUCCCCCUCCUCUCCCUCCUGCUCCCGCGGAUCCCGGCCAGUCGCAACCCGUUCGCCACCGACAGCCGCCGCCCGCCCGCCCCGCUCGUCACCGACAAGGCUGUGCGCAGGACCGUGGUCAAGACAGUGUUCUCGGCAGAGAAGGUGCCCCAGGGGCUCGAUGCCAUCGUGGUGGGCAGCGGCAUUGGUGGCCUGGCAGCCGCGGCACUGCUGGCCAAGGCGGGCUGGCGUGUGCUGGUGCUGGAACAGCACGGGAAGCUGGGGGGCUGCUGCCACACCUUCACUGAGAAGGGCUUUGAGUUUGACACUGGGAUCCACUAUGUGGGGCAGAUGCAGGAGGGCUCCUUGAUGCGGUUCCUGAUGGACCAGCUGACAGAUGGGCAGCUGGAGUGGGCCCCGCUCCCAGCCACCUACGAUGCCGUGGUUUUGGGGGACCCCCAGGGUGGUGGGAAGACCUUCCACAUCCAUUCUGGGAAGAGGGAAUAUUUCCGGAGGCUGAAGGAGCAGUUCCCUGAGGAGGCAGCGGCCAUCGAUGAGUUCCAGCAGUUGCUGAAGAGCACUGGCCGUGGGGUUGCGCUGCUGGGGAUCCUAAAGAUGCUCCCACGGUUCCUGGCUGGGCUCCUGAUCCGCUCCAGGCUGCUCCCACGCCUCUGCUCCUUCUCCCACCUGGCCUCACGCAGCCUCAAGGAGGUGGUGGAUGGUCUCACCUCCAACCCUGAGCUCCGGGCUGUCCUCUGCUACAUCUUCCCCACCUACGGUGUACUCCCCUCCCAGGCCAGCUUCUCCAUGCACAGCAUCCUGGUGAAUCACUUCCUCCGUGGCGCCUGGUACCCCAAGGGUGGGGCUGGGGAAAUCGCCUUCCACACCAUUCCCGUGAUCCGGAAGGCCGGAGGCAAUGUGUUUGGGAAGGCACCGGUGCAGAGGAUCCUGCUGGACCCCCAGGGCAGAGCCUGUGGUGUGAGUGUCAAAAAAGGCCAAGAUCUGGUGGAUAUCUUCGCUCCCGUGAUCAUUUCGGAUGCCGGGAUCUUCAACACCUACGAGAGGCUGCUGCCGGCGGAGGCUCAGGCUCUGCCAGAGAUCCAGUCCCAGCUCCGCAUGGUGACCCACGGUGAGGGCGGUUUCACCGUCUUCGUUGGCCUCAGCGGCUCGAGGGAAGAGCUGGGGCUGGAACCCACCAACUACUUCAUGUACCAAGGGAAUGACCUGGAUGGAAUGAUGAAACGCUACCUGGGCUCGUCCAGAGAAGAAGCUGCCAACAACAUCCCUUUCCUCUUUGUCACCUCACCAUCAGCCAAGGACCCCACCUGGGAAAUGAGGCACCCAGGUAAAUCCACAAUGGCCAUCGUCACCUUCGCCAGAUACGAGUGGUUCAAGGAGUGGAAGGACAAACAGGUCCACAAGCGGGGGGAUGACUAUGAGGACCUGAAGAAGACUUUUGUGGAUGCCAUCAUGCAGACUGUCUUCAAGCUUUACCCUCGCAUCGAGGGCCGGAUCGAGUACCUCUCAGGUGGGACUCCCGUCACCAACCAGCACUACAUCGCCAGUCCCCAGGGGGAGUUUUACGGCGCCAACCACGACAUCCCCCGCCUGCAGGCCGAAGCCAUUGCUGCUGUGCGGGCAGACACGGCUGUGCCCAACCUCUACCUGACAGGGCAGGAUUUGUGCCUGGGGGGGUUCAUGGGAGCCCUGCAAGGAGCCAUCGUCUGCGCCAGCACCAUCCUCAAGCGCAACCUCUACGUGGAUGCGGCGUGGCUGAGGAUGCACUUGCAGGCCAGCAGCUCCAAGAAGGGAGACUAAAGCCCAGCACCCCAGCACCAGGGACCCCUGCUCCCCAUCACAUCACCCCCACCUCGCUCAGCUGUCAUGCACCUGUAGCAGAUCUGUCUCUAUUUGAAGCCGAGGGAUUUCAGUCCAGAAGAUGCCGUUCCCAUUCCUAGAGAUUGUGCUGGAGCUCACCCCCACCAAAAUAAUGCAUCCCCUUCCACCAUCAUGUCUAGUGCUGGUCCCUGGCCAUGAAGGGACUCCUGCUCCCUCCCCAUUGCCCCAAGGCAUCGGUGGCACAAACACACUCUCCUUCAGCAGCAACAAAGUCCUGUCUGCUGGUAAAACCUUGGGAGCAGGAUCAAAGUCCUCUCCAGAUGGGAAGGGAAGCACUUGAGACUGGAAGAAAUAAAACAGUGAUAAUGAUCCUGA